Molecule: messenger RNA, 1512 nt
Organism: Ostreobium quekettii
Lineage: Eukaryota; Viridiplantae; Chlorophyta; Ulvophyceae; Bryopsidales; Ostreobiaceae
Source: the annotation of a GenBank genome assembly
AUGGGACCCGAUCCCCAGCCCACCCCGGAGUCUCCGGCGUCCGCCGCGCGCUGGUGCCGCCUGCCCCGCGACAUCAUCGAGGCCCUGCUCCCGCGCCUGAGGAACCCGGAGCUACGGGCGCUGUGCGGCGCCAACCAGCACUGGAACGCGUGCCUCAAGGGCGCGGUCACAUGCCUGCGGCCGUCCCACUUCAAGAUCUCCGGCAUCCCGCCGUCCUUCACCAGCCUGAUGUCGAUCGACCUGGGGGCAUGCUGGGCCGACGUGGACGACGCCCUGCUGACAUCGAUCUCCGGCACUCUCCCUGCCCGCGCUGGAGUCCCUCAACCUCAGCGGCUGCCGUCGCCCUACCCGGUGCCCGUGCGCACGCGGGUGGGCUACUCCGGCGUGGACGGUGACACGGUGGGCAACCUUACGUUGCUGCGCGAUCUGGACCUGAGCUGGAACCCCGUCAGCGACCAGUCGCUGCGCAGGGUGGUCGCCCUGACCGGUCUGACCCGCCUAGUGCUGGCGGAGUGCCCGGCGAUCUCUGAUCAAGGCGUGGAGUGCCUCCGGUGCCUUUCCAAGCUGCGGUCGCUGAGCCUAUCGGGGACGAUGGUCUCGGACGAGGGCCUAGCGGCAAUCGCGGAGAGCCUGGGGAACUUGAGGUCGCUCAGCUUGAGGAGCUGCAGGCUGGUGUGGGACAAUGGGCUGAGGGCGCUGACGGCGAUCGGGGGCCUGCAGGAGGUGGAUUUGAGCCAUUGUAACGGCGUGACGGAUGCAGGGGUGGCCGCGCUCGGGGAGGGGUUGCCGCGGUUGACGUCCCUGGACCUGUCGUGCACGUACAUUCAUGGCGGGAGCCUUGGGUCGUUCCGGCGGCGGCCCAGCGCGCUCAGGGCGCUGAGGCUGCGCGAGUGCUGCUGGGUGAAGGAGUGGGUGCUGCGCCUGGUGGCGACGAUCGAGUCGCUGGAGAGCCUGGACGUGAUGAACUGCGAUGGGGUGACGGACAGGGGCCUGGGGCACGUCGCGAGGCUGCCCCUGACGUCCCUCAACUUGUCGUACUGCUCCAAUAUUUUCGACAGCGGGGUGGCGCGCCUGGCGGCCGCGCCUUCCCUGUCCUCCCUGGACCUCAGUUUCUGCGCGAACAUCACGGACGAGGGCGUUGGCAGGCUUGUGGCCAACACCAGGCUGGAGCGCCUGGUCCUGAACUGCUGUGGGAGAGUGUCUGACGACGGCAUCCACGCACUGUCGCCCAUCGCCCACAGCUUGAGGCAGUUGGAGAUCUCAAGCUGCCACGGGCUCACGUCCCAGUGCAUCAGCUUCAUAGCGCAGACCUUCACAAACCUGAGGGGGCUCAAGCUCGACUGGCUGGGUGUCACGGACACGCACCUGCUGGCCUUGGAGGGUAUAUCAUCCAGCCUUUGCCACCUGAGCAUCAAGGGGUGCAACAACUUGACCAGUGCUGCAUGCGACAAGCUGUGGUACUUGGAAGGUAUAAAUGACGAUCGACAGACUCCCCAGAGACGAAUGAAGUGA